AGAUGUGUAGUCUAGACCUCCUACCUCCUCAACAGAUGUGUAGUCUAGACCUCCUAUAGCUCCUCAGAUGUUUAGUCGAGACCUCCUACCUCCUAUAACUCCUCAGAUGUUUAGUCGAGACCUCCUACCUCCUAAACAGAUGUUUAGUCGAGACCUCCUACCUCCUAUAACUCCUCAAUAGAUGUGUAGUCUAGACCUCCUAUAGCUCCUCAACAGAUGUGGUCUAGACCUCCUUCGUCCUAUAGCUCCUCAACAGAUGAGUAGUCUAGACCUCCUACCUCCUCAACAGUAGAUGCUACUGCUGUUUUCAUGCCACAGCAGCCCUGUGCGUGUUCCCGCUCCGUCGAGCACGCCCCCGCCCAGUAGGAGCGUGCACAUCGUGUGCGCGCAGGACCCUUCCCUAGACUACAAGACAGUACCAAACCCAGCCUGGAGCCUGACGCAAGGUAGCGCACCCAGAGAACAGAGAGAGAGAGAGAAGAUGGACGGAGUGGGAUCGUUCGGAGCGGGCCUGGCGGGUGCUGCCUUCGACCCGGUUUCCUUCAUCAAGCAGCCGACCACCAUCCUCAGGGUCUUGUCCUGGGUAUUCUCCCUGGUGGUGUUUGCCUCUAUAGUGAACGAGGGCUAUGUGAACCUGGGUAGUGAACGUCUCCACUGUGUGUUCAAUAAGAACCCUGAUGCGUGUAACUACGGAGUGUUCUGUGGUCUGGUGGGCUUGUUGCUGUGCUCCUUCUUCUUCCUGUUGGAUGUGAAGUUUCAACAGAUCAGCUCUAUUAAGGACAGGAAGAAGGCUGUGAUGCUGGAGGUCGGGGUUUCAGGUUUCUGGACGUUCCUGUGGUUUGUGAGUUUCUGUUUCCUGGCCAAUCAGUGGUCUAGGACCGCACCUGAGGACCUGCCACUCAAUCAGGGGGCUGACGCAGCCAGGGCAUCUAUCGCCUUCUCAUUCUUCUCCAUCCUCACCUGGGCUGGUCUGACGGUGCGUGCAGUCCAGAAAUAUCUCCUGGGAACAGACAUGACCCUCUUCACCACCGACCAUCUGGACGGAGUCGCCCCUGUAACACCAUACCCCCCCACCACCACCGGGGGCACCAUCGAGCCCAGCGACAACUACCAGAGCCCCCCGUUCACAGAGGGGCUGGAAGCCCCUGCCCCCACAUACCAGGUCCCCAUAUACUAGUCCCUCCCUGUCCCCAUAUACUAGUCCCUCCCUGUCCCCAUCUCCCUGUCCCCACAUACCAGGUCCUCAUAUACUAGUCCCUCCCUGUCCCCAUAUACUAGUCCCUCCCUAGUCCCCACCUCCCUGUCCCCCUAGUCCCCACAUACCAGGUCCUAUCCACUAGAGAACAUAGUGCUGGAAGCGCUGAAGGGGACCUAGUUACAUGUACAGUCCCUCCAUGGUAAUGUUUUUAAGGGGAUGUUCUGUUCUUGGGUUCGGUGUUAUCUGCAUGUUCUGUAAGACUGACUAAGUGCCAAACUGUCUUGUGUGUCUGACAGUGACUGUAGAUAGUAACUUUCACCACUAUGAUGUUAACGUGACCAAGUGCAAUAUCUCCCUCCACCCAGUAGCCACUCUGCCGACCAGUCAUACACUAUUCCCUAUGUAGUGCAUUAAUGAUGGCCAGCUGAGCCUUUACCACCAGUGCACUUUGUAAGGUAAUAGUGGUUUCAGAUGCGCCCUAAACUAAUGUGUGCAAACAUCACAGAAGAUUCUGGCUGGUUUAUGUUUACAUUCUAGAAGUGGUUUGUUUACGUUCUAGAAGUGGUUUGAUUACAUUUAGAAGCUAUUUAUUUAUGUUCUAGAAGCUGUUUGUUUACAUUCUAGAAGCUGUUUGUUUACGUUCUAGAAUCUUUUUAUGUUUACGUUCUAGAAGCUGUUUGUUUACAUUCUAGAAUCCUUUUAUGUUUCUUUUCUAGAAGCUGUUGGUUUCAUUCUAGAAGCUGUUUGUUUACGUUCUAGAAGCUGUUUUUACGUUCUAGAAUCUUUUGGUUUCUUUUCUAGAAGCUAUUUGUCAUUCUGGAAGCUGCCAAACUGCCCUGCUAGUUGUCUUCCUUCACAGAGCAUCAGUCAGUCAGCUACCCAGAGAUAAACUAGACAUACCAUGAUGGCUCUUUAUUACUGUAUAUACCCUGGGUCUGGGUCUCUCUAAAUCUGCUCUGUGGAAUAUAACCGUGCCCAUUGUUACCAUGGUGACAACACACCCACACACACUCACUAGUGAACCUCACUGCCCAGUGUGUGUGUGUCUGGUGUGUGUCUGGUAUUUGUUGUUUCAGGUCUGAAGAAAAAGAAAGACAAGUAAAGCGUUCUUCUGUUGGUGGUGUUCCGGAACAGAGGUGUUCCGGAACAGUCUGUCUCACCAUCUUGUACAGUGUCUCUAGGUGAAGCCUAGACAUUACAUGUCACUGUCUGUAUUGACAGUCAUUUUACAUAUUAAAUUACAAUUCAAGAGGUUUUGUGUUUGUUGAUAUAACAGUCAACAGAUGAAUAUAAUGCUGAAUAUAACUGACCUCCAGAAAGCCUUGUCUGUGGUGCCAUCUGCUCCUUGUAUCACUAGCGGUGUAACAGCGCCCUCUAGCUGCCGAGGGACUCGAGCUUUUAAAGGCCCAAUCCUGCAGCUCUUUUUUUAUCUGAAUAUCAAAUCAUUUCUAACGAAUUAGUACAUUUCUGUUAUUCCUUUUGACCAUUUUAAUUGAAAACAAACGAAAAAAUAGCAAAGUGUAAUAUCUCAAGCAAGAAUUUUGCUAGGACUGUCGGAGUGGUGAGGGGGAAACUAGCUGUUAUUGGCAGAGAGAUUUCGAACUCUCUUAUUGGUCUAUUAACUAAUUAACCGCCGGGUGACGUCACCAGGCAGGCCAAAACUCCAUCCCACCAAAACAGACUGAAAUUUCAGACGGUCUUUUCAAACAGCUCUUCAACUAAAACGGCAUUAUGAAUUUCACAGUAUUAUUCCAACAUCAUAGCGUGGAAAUAUAUCAAACACAGGAACGUUUUUGACUGCCUGGGGCCUUUAAAAUACGUUUAAAAGUGAUGAAUGUAAUAUUGUGUGGGCAAAAUGUUCUGUUGAAUUCUGUGUAAUUGUGAAUUUAAAAGAGCCGUUUGUUUUGAUUUUAAAAUUCAUUUGAUCUGAAUUGAUAUGGAAAAACGUUGAUUUACCCCUAAAAAACCCUGAAAGGUUGAAUAAAUGGACUUACACAUAGGACCUACAGUAUAACGAACGGAGUUCUAUGUUCAGAUUAAGAGGAUGUUUCAGUAUGUAGAUCAGGGACGGGCAACUCAAGGAUGGCCAAUAUACAGCACCAGUCAAAAGGUUGGACACCGACUCAUUCCAGGGUUUUGAUUUAUUUGUAUCACUAUUUUCUACAUUGUAGAAUAAUAGUGAAGACAUCAAAACGAUUAAAUACUCCCUAUUAAUGUAGAAUGUCCUCUGGGUCUAAUAGACCUAUUAAGGAUUAAUCGUAUAACUUUUAAAAUGUAUUCCCUUUUAAAUGUGUUGUAAACACAACCAGUCAUGUUUUCAGCUUGCCAAACAAUCACUUCCCUAAAGGUGCUCCUGUUGGCUUGCCGCGCACGUUUGUCCACUGUGCGCCGGUCGUUUGAUGAAUGGAAAGAGAUCUGUUACAAAAUAAACGAGAAGUGUAAUGACAUUCAGUGAUUGUCAAUGGCAACCAUUAGGCUUGUAGUCUGAAUUGAUGCGUCCGCUGCUGUAAGAGCGCGUCGCAGUCUGUCUCUCUGCCUUGGUAGAAAUGUUGUCGGACGCAAUUUGGAGGGAAUACUGCCCGUUUUAAUGUCAAUUCUCUCAUUUUCAUGCAGCUGACAUGCGGUAAUGUUAAUCCUUAAGAGUUUGAGUUUAGUGCGUCAAUCUCACUAACAUAAUACAAAAAUCCCCAUCUAAACAUGUCAGUUUAAAGAUAGAGAUGGUUUGCCUGGGCUCAAUGCACCGCAUCCUCCUGUCGGGAUUCCGCAUCAGCGGGGGAAGGUGGCCGAGCUAAAGCAGUGUUUGACAGAACAUGAGACAUCCCGAAAAUCAGAGAACCGUUUGGGCUUCUCCGUUUAGCUCUACGAACCCCACAAGUGUCAUAGGACUCCUCUGAAGGUAACCAGGUACCGGUACAAAAACAAUCAAUAAAUGGAAGUAUGGAGGUAGUUUUGUUAAAUAUGUCCAAAAAACUACAAUAUUUCCUGGUCUUAUAUCUCCUAGAUAUACAGAACCAAACGUUUGGACACACCUACUCAUUCAAUGAUGUUUUAUUUUUUAAACUGUUUUCUACAUUGUAGAAUAAUAGUGAUGUCAACUAUGAAACAACACAUGGAAUCAUGGAGUAACCAAGAAAGUGUUAAACAAAUCAAAAUAUAUUUUACAUUUGAGAUUCUUCAAAGUAGCCACCCUUUGCCUUGAUGACAGCUUUGCACACUCUUGGCAUUCUCUCAACCAGCUUCACCUGGAAUGCUUUUCCAACAUUCUUGAAGGAGUUCCCACAUAUGCUGAGCACUUGUUGGCUGCUUUUCCGUCACUCUGCGAUCCAACUCAUCCCAAACCAUCUCAAUUGGGAUGAGGUCAGGUGAUUGCGGAGGCCAGGUCAUCUGAUGCAGCACUUCAUCACUCUCCUUCAUCAAAUUGCCCUUACCCAGCCUGGAGGUGUGUUGGGUCAUUGUCCUGUUGAAAAAUCAAUGAUAGUCCCACUAAGUCCAAACCAGAUGGGAUGGCGUAUCGCUGCAGAAUUCUGUGGUAGCCAUGCUGGUUAAGUGUGCCUUAAAUAAAUCACAGACAGUGUCACCAGCAUUUCAGUUGAAUACAUUCAGUGGGACAACUGACUAGGUAUCCCCCUUUCCCAAAGCACCCCUACACCAUCACACCACCUCCUCCUCCAUGCUUCGCGGUGGGAACCACACAUGCAGAGAUCAUCCUUUCACCUACUCUGCAUCUCACAAAGACACGGUUGGAACCAAAGAUCUCAAAUUUGGACUCACCAGAUCAAAAGGACAGAUUUCCACCGGUCUAAUGUCCAUUGCUUAUGUUUCUUGGCCCAAGCAAGUCUUCUUCUUAUUGGUGUCAUUUAGUAGUGGUUUCUUUGCAGCAAUUCAACCAUGAAGGCCUGAUUCACACAAUCUCCUCUGAACAGUUGAUGUUGAGAUGUGUCUGUUACUUGAAUUCUGUGAAGCAUUUAUUUGGGCUGCAAUCUGAAGUGAGGUUACCUCUUUGCUUCUUGCCAUAAUGUAGACUUGGUCUUUUACCAAAUAGGGCCAACUUCUGUAUACCACCCCUACCUUGUCACAACACAACUGAUUGGCUCAAACGCAUUAAGAAGGAAAGAAACUUUACAAAUUAACAAGGCACACCUGUUAAUUGAAAAGCAUUCCAGGUGACUACCUCAUGAAGCUGGUUGAGAGAAUGCCAAGAGUGUGCAAAGCUGCCAUCAAGGCAAAUACAUUUUGAUUUAUUUAACACUUUUUUGGUUACUGCAUGUUUCCAUAUGUGUUAUUUCAUAGUUUUGACGUCUUCACUAUUAUUCUACAAUGUAGAAAAUAGUAAAAAUAAAGAAAAGCCCUGGAAUGAGUGGGUGUGUCCAGACUGUUGACUGGUACUGUAGGACAGACACUUCAAAAACCUUGUUUCGUAUCAUUUCUUGUUUUGCCAUUGCUGAAUAUGUUAUUCAAUGUGUUUCUAUAGGUCAUUAGUAGUAAUAAUAAAUAUUAAAGGCCAAAUUCAAUAUUUGAAAUGGCUCCAUACGGAACACAGUUACUUACUCUACACAUCACAGCAGCGUGUCUGUUCUAUAUCCUAUAAUUCUAUGUUGUGUUGAUGUUCUCAGUACUCUAGUCUGAGUGAUAGAGGGGUCAGGAGACAGGGAGGAGGGGUCUGGAGACAGGGAGGAGGGGUCUGGAGACAGGGAGGAGGGGUCAGGUCUGUAGAUUAAGGAAUCAUUUCAGAUCAACUAAUUUCUGUCCUGUUGAUCCUCCGAAACACACUCUGCCUGCGUAUGUGUGUCCACUCCAGUGCUGUUGGUAGUAAAGUAUCUCAGUGUGUAUUAUAGAAGUGGUCGUAAAGCCGUCUGUAGUGCUUCAGUAUUAUAAUAACUCUGUUGGAAAUGGACCAAUCACAUGUGAUCUGACCCUGGUUGUUGUUUUUAAAGGUGUAGCACCUCAAUGUGCCCAUUACUUACAGAGGUCCUUCCAUUGUUCUCCUCUCUGAAUGUCUGACUGCUGUCAGAUCACCUCACUGAAAUAAAGCAGAACAUUUUUCAUGA
This is a messenger RNA of Oncorhynchus kisutch (coho salmon), 6246 nucleotides long. Its product is annotated as synaptogyrin-3-like. Lineage: Eukaryota; Metazoa; Chordata; Actinopteri; Salmoniformes; Salmonidae. The transcript is spliced from 4 exons. Gene Ontology annotation, cellular component: neuromuscular junction; synaptic vesicle membrane. The coding region runs from base 293 to 1177 and encodes 294 amino acids. The record is from RefSeq and is a predicted model, not a curated record.